AUGCUUCGAGUUCGGAGAGGCCUUGGCUCUCCAGCCGGCUUUGCAAGCAUUUGUCGACCGUAUGUACGAUAUUCUCGACAAUGUACACCCUUCCGAUCGUUUGCGACAGACCCCAACGUGGACAAUGCUUCUGAACUACCUACAGACUCCAAGUCUCACACUGAGAACAUUCCGAAACCUCUCGACUCUACCCCAGACUCAUUACAGGAACGUCUGAGCAGAGCACAUUUGAAGGAGGCACAGGAAGUGGAGGAACAAGUGGAAGCUGUUAGUAAUGACGCCAACUUCAACGAGGCACUGGAUGUGGUCCGAAGAGUUUAUGGUGUCGAACAUAAGGAAAAGAAGAAGAGGGGAUCCAAGUCCCAGUUCCAGACUCAAGAAUCAAGUAACGCAGAAGAAAUAAUCUACGAAGACAAUACGCUUGAGAUAGAUUCAUCAGCGGGAACUCAACAAACUGCAGUAUGGACCUCUCUGCGCGAGAAACUACAACAGAAGAUAUCACCGGCAUCCUUAUAUACGUUUCGAUCCACUCAUGACGAUUCCGUCGCAUUCGUCACCGAUCAGGAUGGCGCCUUUCUGCCCAGAAGCAAGGACACAGUGCAGGAUGCCGAAGCGACAGAACAACAACUCUUGGACGAAUUAAAGGAACAGACUGGAAGCGUGAAGACACGCGAUUCCAAGCUGAAGUCUGGAAUAAAGAGACUCCUCCCCAGGGAAAUGACGCUGCAACCAGUCGAAAAGGUUAGGGCAAAAGAUGUUCCUCAGCUGGCCUACAAUCUGGAGAAGGUUCUGUUCAACGCUGGGCCUUAUCAGCUCCAAGAUAGGCGCACCCAGGUUUACAAUUUUGACCCUUACCUGGGCACAAUCAUGCCAGUAAAAGAGUUCGAUUUCAACGCAUUGAAGGAAUAUGUGACUUCUUCAAAGGAUGAAACGUUGACAAAGCUGAGUGCGAAGCACGGUAAGAAGUACUGUGGUUCAACUUCAAGUAUGACAUCCAUGCUCGCACAAUUCCACUUCCUUUUGUCAGAUUGGAGGAAACCAAACUUUGACCAGUUGUCAAAAUCCUUUAGAGUUGAAUUUGAGUCGUUCACCAUGCUGACCCGAGCACCGGUGGCUGCGUUCGCACGUUACAAGGACGGUGUGUAUGCUAUCGAUGCCGACAAGGAGUUUGAUACCGCGAAUGUCCUAAGUAUGCUGGGGAAAUCCAUGGAAAAGCUCCUGACUCUGCCAAAGGAACACUUUGAAAAGUAUAGGAGAUCUCGCUCUCACGAGCUCUCGGACGAAGAGAAAAAUGCCGACGAAGCUUUUCAUUACACCACCCUGGGCGAUUUCAUGAUGCGUUCGCAGCUUGAUGCUCGCGAUAAAAGGCUCCCUGGCACUGGUGUCUUUGAUCUCAAAACACGUGCUGUUGUUACCAUCCGCAUGGACGUAGGCGAUUACGAAAAAGGCGUCGGCUAUGAGAUUGAUUCCCGAUUCGGUCAAUGGAAUUCAUUCGAGCGCGAAUAUUAUGACAUGAUACGAGCGGCGUUUCUCAAGUACUCCUUGCAAGUAAGAAUGGGACGCAUGGACGGCAUUUUUGUUGCUUUCCAUAACACCGAACGGAUUUUUGGGUUCCAGUACAUUAGCCUUGAGGAGAUGGAUCAAGCUAUCCAUGGAACAAUGAACCGCAAGGUUGGUGACGAGGAGUUCAAAGCAAGUAUCGGUCUCCUGAAUGAGCUCUUGGACAGAGCUUCGAAGAAAUUCCCCAAGCAAUCGCUACGACUCCAUGUUGAAACAAGACCGCUGGACCCCGCCGUAUUGUACUUUGUGGCUGAGCCUGUUAGUGAAGAGGAAAUGCAAAAGACUCAAGACAAGGGCAGAGCAGCGGUAGACCGAUUCGAAAAGCAAAUUCUUGGUAUAUCGCGCGACAAAGAAGAGGAAAGAAUCUUAAAGGGCAUUCCAAAUCCUAAACCCGUUGACACCCCCGAAAGGCAGAAGUCCUGGGACGAGAUGAUGGCCAAGGUUGACCAGUUCGUGGAGAACGAUGCGGCCGGGCUGGCCAACCAAGCCACAGCUUCUUCUCUAGAAGACAGCGAGGGCUCCGCACCAAUCGAGCCAAACUCUGAAACCGAAACCCUCCUGAGGCAGUUGGACGAGGCGUCUCAGGGCGCUAGUUUUGACUUUAACCUUGAAUCCCAGAACGUUGAGUCUGUUGAGGAGGCGGUUCCUAGCCGCGUCGAGGACAAUGAGAUUGUGGUGGAUGAUAUUGCUGGGGAAGAUGACGCAUCUGCCCAGACAGUCGACAAAGUUGUCGAGGGAAGCGUCGAGCCAGCGACCGACAUUGUUUCGCAGGAUGCUUCUUCCCUCAAGGAUCUCAUCCUUAAGGUUGCCGAAGGUGUUGAGGUUAACACAAGUAACUUGAGGACGUUUGAGCGAAUUCUGUCAGAGCUGGUACGAGAUCAGAAGCAGUUGAGUAGCGAGAUGGACGAAGAUAUCGACGACACCCCGGCGGCCACGGACGACUCCAAUGAAGCAAGCCAGUUACCCCCUGCAGGAGAAGCAAGUCCUGACCAAAAGGUACCUGGAAAGUCUGAAAAAGAAGUGCUAGGCAUGUACGUCACAGUCCGCAACAAGGUCGACGGCCAGAUUGUGAAGCGUGUCGAAUGCCGGAACCUUGGAGAGGUGCCCGACUGGUUGGUAGAGUACACAAUUACGGAGUUCCCACCAGACCGGGCGCAAAGGAUCUUGACCCAGAUGAAGGGUCGCCGAAGAAAGGUGAUGGAUCUGGACCCCAGUACGCGUACCAAGCAAUGGUUCAAGAUGUGGAAUGGGCAAUUAGAGGAGCGUACUCGAGCUGGCAGGAAAUCUAGGCGUGUGCUCACAGAGAGGGAGGAGGAACGAGGGAUCAAACUUGCGUGGGACGACAAGAUAGAGAAGUCUGGCAAGAAGACCACCGAGCGCAAGAAGAAAGCUGAGUCCAAGAAGAAGGCCGAGCCCAAGAAGAAAUCCGAGUCCAAGAAGAAGGCUGAGCCCAAGAAGAAAGCCGAGUCCAAGAAGACGAAAUCAUCAAAGAAAGACGAGAUCGGGACGGAUUGA
Molecule: messenger RNA, 3075 nt
Organism: Fusarium poae
Lineage: Eukaryota; Fungi; Ascomycota; Sordariomycetes; Hypocreales; Nectriaceae
Exons: 3
Coding region: 1-3075 (1024 amino acids)
Biological process (GO): mitochondrial RNA 5'-end processing
Cellular component (GO): mitochondrial envelope; mitochondrion
Source: RefSeq, a predicted model, not a curated record